Molecule: messenger RNA, 919 nt
Organism: Lucilia cuprina (Australian sheep blowfly)
Lineage: Eukaryota; Metazoa; Arthropoda; Insecta; Diptera; Calliphoridae
Product: seminase-like
Exons: 1
Coding region: 59-769 (236 amino acids)
Biological process (GO): proteolysis
Molecular function (GO): serine-type endopeptidase activity
Source: RefSeq, a predicted model, not a curated record
AAUUUUAUUUAUAUUUUUCAGUUUGAUCCUCGCAUUAAAUCUGCAAAUAAAUGCUUUGAUGUUAAAGAGGACAGAUCAAAGUGCCCGUAUAGUGAAUGGUGAUCUGAUUACAAUUGACAAAGCUAAAUUUGUUGUGAAUCUACGUAGACACGGUCGAUUCUUUUGUGGUGGUUCUUUAGUGACACCAAAAAUUGUAAUUACUGCCGCUCAUUGUGUAUUUGAUUUAAAAGCCGCUGAAUUGUCCGUGGUAGCAGGAGCUACUUAUCUUUCAGAUGAGAAUUUUAAAAGUCCUGUCUCAGAAAUAUGUUUACCAGAAGAAUACAACUCUCGAACUUACGAAACGGAUAUAGCACUAUUGGUAUUAUCUAAACCCAUGGAAGGAGCUAAUAUUUCUACUAUAGAACUGUGUAAAACUAAAUGGAAAACUGGUGAUGAAAUGGCGGUUUAUGGUUGGGGUCGUAUUGCCGAAGACAUUAAAGGAAUCUCAAAUCAAUUAAGGACCGUAAACGUGCCAGUAAUAGAACAAAGCGAAUGCAACGAAAUGUAUAAUGGAGAAAUAACGAAAUCAAUGUUUUGUGCUGGCGAUUUGAAGGGUAAGGAUGCUUGUAAGGCGGAUUCUGGUGGACCAGCAGUAUUUAAUGGUCAAUUGUGUGGUGUGAUAUCGUGGGGUAUAGGCUGUGCUCGUACCAAUUUUCCAGGCGUUUAUACAAAUAUUAUGAUUGCUAAACAGUUUAUUGAUAAAAUUAUGAAUAAAUAUAAAAGUCAUUAAUUAAAUAUUUUAAUUUAGUAAGUUGCUUCCCAGAUUUUCAUAUUGAUUUCAUAUUUUAAAGUUUUGUAACCAAUAAUUUAUUUGAAAAAAAAAUAUCCUAAAUAAACAGUUACUUCGUGGGACUAUAUUCAAAACUAUCUAUCUUGUAUA